GUGAGUUUGAUGUUGGCUGACCGCAUUAAACUGUGCGUCUUGCUGCCAGAAUGCAGCAACUUGAUCAGAUGGACUGAUAAUGGAGAGAAGCUGACGCACCGUUAUUCUGUCGCCCGUUGACGUUCCUCAGCGAAGCUUUUCCUAAUGCCAUUACAUUUUACAUGCUACGAUAGAGCGCUCUACAUUAUUUGGGGAACUUUUUGACCGGCGUACAACAGGCUUAUCCUUCUUGUUUCCCCCCCUCAUUUGGACACUUUUACUGCGUAAUUACGCACGAGAUGCAAAAAGGAAUGGCUCCUCGUCGAAGACAAAAAGCGGGAGUACAAACUAUUUUACACGUGUGUCUCUCUAUUUCUGUGGUUUUUUCAUACAAUAUAGACUUGGAACAUCCGUUGGUGUUCCGUGGACCUAAUUCAAGUUUUUUUGGCUACUCUGUGCUGGAGCAUUAUCAUGACAACACGCGCUGGGUCAUAGUAGGGGCGCCCAGGGCCGACUCUAUCUACAGUAGUUCUGUGCAAGCUCCUGGUGCUCUGUUCAAGUGCAGAGUCCACAGCAACCCGGAGCGCCGCUGCACAGAGAUGGACUUGGGAAGAGGAAGCAAGCCCCGAGAGUCUUGUGGGAAGACGUGCCAAGGGGACAGAGACGAUGAGUGGAUGGGAGUAAGCCUGGCCCGUCAGAACACAGCCGACGGCAGAGUACUGGCCUGCGCCCAUCGCUGGAAAAACGUCUACUAUGACUCGGAACAUAUCCUCCCGCAUGGAUACUGCUCCAUCAUCCCAUCAAAUCUCCAGGGCAGGACGCAGCCGCUCAUCCCAUGUUAUGAAGAUUAUAAACAGAAGUAUGGGGAAGAGCACGGCUCCUGCCAAGCUGGGAUAGCGGGAGUUUUUAGAGAGGAGCUGGUGGUGAUGGGUGCCCCUGGGUCGUACUACUGGACCGGGACAAUUAAGGUUUACAACCUGACGUCUGACACCUUCUACAGUCCAAACAAAGAUGAUGUUGACUCCCACAGAUACAGCUACCUUGGCUAUGCUGUGACUGCAGGACACUUCUCCUCUCCUAAUGUGAUUGACAUAGCUGCGGGGGCCCCUCAGCACAACGGCAGUGGGAAGGUUUACAUUUUCAAAAUUGAUGGUAUAUCUUUGGUGAAGAGUUUUCAAGCAUCAGGGAAAAUGAUGGGCUCUUACUUUGGCUCCUCAUUGUGUGCAGUUGAUCUGAAUAAGGACGGCCUGUCAGACCUGCUGGUGGGGGCACCCAUGCACAGCCAGCUACGGGAUGAGGGCCGCGUAUCUGUGUACCUCAGCAAAGGCAAUGGGGUGAUGGAGGAGCAGAUUUUUUUGACCGGGGACAAUGCUUACAACGCACACUUUGGAGAGUGCAUUUCCUCGAUUGGAGACAUCGAUGACGAUGGCUAUCAAGACGUAGCCAUAGGAGCACCGAAAGAGGACGACUAUGGAGGAGCUGUUUAUAUCUAUCACGGAGAUGCCACGGGAAUCAUCAGCAAAUAUUCCAUGAAAAUAACUGGGCGCAGUGUCAAUCCUGGUCUCCAGAUGUUUGGACAGGCAAUAUCUGGCAGUGUGGACAUGGACGGCAAUGGAUACACAGAUGUCACAAUUGGAGCGUUCAUGACGGAUAGUGUGGUGCUACUGAGGUCCCGGCCUGUCAUUACAGUGGACGUCUCCAUCUUCUUGCCUGUGUCCAUCAACAUUUCUGUACCUCAUUGCCACGAGGGCCAGCACAUGAAUUGCUUCAAUAUCACGGUCUGCAUGCACUUCCAUGGAAGACAACUUCCUGGACAAAUAGAGCUGCUCUACAACCUGACGGCUGACGUGGAUAAGAGACAAAAGAGCCUGCCUUCACGGGUCUACUUCAUUCAAAGCGGCUCUCAGAUCAGUCAGAAGAGCCAGCAGCUCAGCCUGGACGUCAACAAGAACGAGUGCCAGCGCUACACUGCCUAUGUCAAAAAGGAUGUGAAAGAGGUGUUCACAGCCAUCACGUUUGAGGUGUCGUACAGCCUUGGGAAGCAUGUACUAAGUGGAGACCAGGAGCGAGACCUGCCUGCCCUCACCCCAGUGCUACGCUGGAGGAAAGGAAAAAAGAUUGCAGUGAGGAAUGAGACUUGGUUUGAGAAGAACUGCCUGUCAGACGACUGUGCUGCGGACCUGCGGCUCCAUGGAAAGCUGUUGCUUUCUGGGGCACAUAGCAAGCCCCAUUUGGCCCUGGGAGGAGUAAGGAACGUCUCGUUGAACUUGACCAUCUCUAACGCUGGCGACGACGCCUACGACACCAACGUCAAUCUCAACUUCUCCCGAGAGGUUUUCUAUAUCAACUUCUGGCAGAAGGAAGAGAAGGGUAUUUCCUGUGAACUUGUUGACUUGGACUUCCUCCGAUGCAGUGUGGGAUUUCCCUUCAUGAGAGCACAGACUAAGUAUCAUUUUGCAGUCCUUUUUGACACAAGUCAGAUAUCUGGCGAAAAUGAAACAUUGCAGUUCUUGGUGCAAGCAAAGAGCGCCAAUCCGGAGCACAAACUCUCCGACAAUGUUGUGGAUCUGUCCAUCCCGCUGAUUCAUGAGACUGACACAACAAUUACUGGUGUGGUGACACCGAGCUCCUUUGUGUAUGGAAACUCCAUCGACGCCUCACGCUUCGUCCACCUCGAAGACAUGGAGUGCAACUUCCAGCCUCUCAAUGUCACUUUCCAGGUGAUAAAUAACGGGCCCAGCCGGCUGCCAGGCUCCACUGUUGAUAUCAGGAUACCCAACCGGCUGGCUGGCAAUGGAGCUGAUAUGUUCCACAUUGUUGAGACACAGGUGGCUGACAACCGAGGAAACUGUACCCCACAUAGGAACCCGACACCUUGCACGAUCCCCCAGGACCGAGAGAGCAUCUUCCACACUAUAUUUGCCUUUUUCACUAAAACAGGCCGCAAAGUCUUGGACUGUGACCGGCCGGGAAGAGCUUGUAUGACAAUCUCCUGCAGUCUGGGGCCGCAGCUAAAAGAAGAAGCUUUGAAUAUAGAUAUAAAAAUUUUACUCAACACUGAAAUUCUGAAGAGGGAUACUUCCUCUGUGAUUCAAUUUGUGACACGUGGCCAUGUGCAAGUAAAUGACAGGACAGUUGAGGUGCCCAAAGGCCUGCCAGAAGACAUCUCUCUGACCUUCGAGGCAUUGCACAGUCAGGAGCCCCGAGGCUAUGUGGUGGGCUGGAUCAUCGCCAUCAGUCUGCUGGUGGGGAUCCUCAUCUUUUUGCUCCUAGCUGUGCUGCUAUGGAAGAUGGGCUUCUUCCGUCGGCGGUACCGCGAGAUCAUCGAGGCCGAGCGGAACAGGAAGGACAGCGACGAUAGUUGGGAUUGGAUGGAAAAGAACCACUGAGACUCACGGUGGUGGCGGUGGGGGUCCCUGUGGAGCGAAAGACCUUUAGGAAUUGGUUCAGGACGAAUACAAUGGCACGGGGCUCCUUUAUAGCCUUGCCACCCUGGUGGCACCAGGCCCAUCAAGCCUUCCAUAUGUGGAAGAAGAAGAAUAUUCUCCAUAUUUUCUGGAGACUUGAUAUGUUUCAAGGGUGGGGGUCCGGGAACUUGCGAGGUGACAGCAGUGGCCUGCCAGAGGACGAAGAAUUAUAAUAACUUCCAGCUGCCGGCGUGGAGCUGCCGCUGUAAGGUCCGAAUGUGGAUACUGGUGGGCAACAAAAACCUCAGGGCUGUGUUACAUAGCAACUUUAUUUUUAUACACUUUAAGCCAUAUUGUGCAAAAAGUGGUCUUGGAGAGGCGUUAGGGCCAUUCUAAACAUACUGUCUCUAGUAUGUUUUCCUAAAAGCACUGAUGUCUGAUACGCCUGAACGCCUCAGUUACAGAAAUCCUGCCCAGAACAGAUUGGACAUGUUCCGUAUUUUGAGAAUGGACAAUUCUAUCUUCUCAUUGAUCUUCCUUGAACGCUAAUGUUGUCUUUGAGACACACACACGCACACACGCACACACACACACACACACACACACAGUUUUAAACACUGUAGCCUCUGCUGCUGUUGUAGAGUUGGCCCACAAGUGCAGUGAAUGUGCUGGCAGAGGUCAUUAGCAAUAUUAACACAUUAUGGGUCAUGCUUUCUUAUCAUCUAUAUCAGUGUUUGCCAACAUUUAUUGAGCCAAGGCACAUAUUUUACAUAUACAUACAAAUAUACAUCACCAAUGAAAAAAAGUCACAGAAAUUGGAUAUGCAGGUUAAUUGCCCUCUAGUGGAAGUGCUUGUAAUUGCUCUGCCUGUCUCUAUAUGUCACUGUCAUAGAUAGGUGAACAAAGAUACAUUAUUUGUAGUAAAUACAUUUUUUUCCAGACCAAUUAAGUGAAAAUUGAUUAUUUUCCUGGAAUUGGCUGGCAACCGGUUCAAGGUGUACCCCGCCUCUCGGACCGAGAUAGCUGGGAUAGACUUCAGCACGCCCGCAACCCUAGUGAGGAUAAGCGGUACGGAAAAUGGAUGGAUUAUUUCCCGCAGCAUAUUGGAUCUCUCACGGCACACUGGUUGGGAAUCACUGAUCUAUAUUAAAUGUGAAUGUUGAGUCAUAAAUCUUCCUGCCAGAAUCUUGAGAUGUGUGGCUUUACUUACGAUUCCUUUACUUGUAGUAUGCCUAUUCAGUUUAUAAUUUCCAAGGGAAAAAACUUCCUGAAAUGGCAUCAGUGUUGAUGACCAAGUAUCUCACGUUUAUUUUCUGUGAUGUUUCAAAGGAAGGACUACUUUUAAAGUGAUAUGUGCUAAUUAUUCUCAAAAUCAUUGCUCAAUAUGUAAAUUACUGACCCCGAAAAUUUGUAAAUAACCUCACCUAACACAACAUUAGGUACACCUUUACAUUCUCAUUUCAGCUACUGCAGUGGAACCUCCAAAGUGGAACACAAUGUGUUCCAUGAUACUGGUUGUUCUAAUUUUAAAACAAAGAAACAAAAAUAAAAUAAAGUAAAUUAAUUCUCUCCAUGCUCAAACUAGCAUCAUUAUAAAAUCUCAAUUUACUGUACAGGCGAUGUUUUAAUUGGGGAUGUUCAUGAAUAUUAACUCUUGAGUACUCACUGAUACCGAGUACCACUAGUACUUUUGAUACAUAAACCUUCAAUUAACACAAUGAAAGAUUAUUGUGACCAAAGACCUUUCUUUCGUUCUGACACACAGGAUGAUUCGCUGAUUGGUCAAACCGCCGCAGUGUAGCACCAACUACUGGUGAGGAGGACGUAUACUCAAUGUCAGAUUUUUUUUUUUUUUUACCUAAGUAUUGGUGGCUGGUAUCGGCAGCUUUCAUGAGUACCCGAUACAUUGAAAUAAGGCUGGUAUCAGCCCGAGACUGAUCGGUACUCACCCGUCCCUUGUUUUAACACACAUUUUAACAUUCUUGACUGUCAUAAAAGUGUAACAAGAAGUUAACCACAAAUAAAUAAAUACAAAUGAAAUAGUAAAGCUACUCACCUAUUGAAGACGCCUGACAGAUGGAACGGAGUUGGAACGGGAAGGUGCUGGUCAUAGAGCAAUACUGUCUGCAAUACUAUAAGCAUUGCUGGAAUUAAUAAAUAUGUUAAUCAGUGCAUUAUUGUCUGCUACCUUGUGUAUGUAAAUAAUAUUUAUGGAAUAAAAUUGCACAUACAGUAGUAAUUAGCCACCAAACCCUUUGGCUCUAUUUCUGGUCUAUGGCUAUUAUUACACUUUUCCUCUUUUACGAUCAGUGUGUGGUGACAUUAUAAAAAACACAAAUAAAAAGCAAAACACUUUUCUAUUUAUUAAAAUUCUCAUUAAUUUGAAGUGUUGUGAGAUUUGCAAGAUCUGCAAUUUUUCACAAAUUCCAAAUUGUGUUGACUUUUGAGGCAUUCAACUUUGAGGGUUCCGCUGUAUUAAAAAUUCUUGCCUAAUACUUGUUAAAAAAAAAAAAAAAAAAAAACGUUCCACAGUGAUAUACUAAGAGGUGUUUCUAAUAUUAUGGAUACUUAAUUUAGUUAAAUACGGGCCAAAACAUCAACAAACAGCCUGAUUAAGCGCAAAUUGAACCACAAUUUAUAAACACAGUUCAUUUUGUAAAGGCAGCAUUUUUUUUUUGGGAUGGAUAAAAUUAAACUGGUGUGCCUAAUGUUGUGUCCUGCACAUUCUAAUGUCUCAUGUUCUAAAUUCUCAAUAUUUUUGACUGGAUGUGAUUUACAGUAUGUGCGAGCUGAUCCUGAAUUGACGACAGCUGAGCGUAUUAAGUUUCACUAUGAUGUUAUAGAUUACUACUAUAUACUUCUAGUACAGUGUAGUCUGGAGUAGGAAACUUGAGCUGCAUGCAUGGGCCUCUCCAGCCAGAUGCAAGAGUGUGAUUGGACCCCCUCAACGGGUCUGUAGUGUGAGUCAUGCAAUAAUAAUAGACGCAACUAGGCUACACUCCAAUCAUUACACAUAAACAAGCUUUUCGGGGCUCAUUGUAAGCCAAUGGCCACGUCAUGGUAAUUGCAGAAUACAGUGAAAGGAAAUGUAUGUACAUUGUUGCCCAAAAUAGAACAUUUUAAAGAUUUCUUUCAUUUUAAGAGCUCCAAAGCAAACCUGAAGUUGUUACUUUUUUUCCCCCCGAAUCAAUUAUGCUAUUUUUCAUGUUAAUCACUCCGUUUUUAAAACCAAAUCAGUCUAAUUUGAAUUAAAUGAUUUAGGGAAAUGAAAGUUUAUUAUUAAGCUGUAACUCAGACUUUCUCCAACUGCUGUGUUGAGGCUCACUAUUGUUUUUGUUUUUUUUGUUUUUUGUAACUUCCUGUUGUGUUGUAUUGAUUGGACUUUUCUAGGCUACCAAUGAAUUCCACUGGCAUGACUGCAUAUACUGUGUACAACUUCCCAUCUUCAGUCCACUUCAUUGAUCGUUUAAACCUGAAUGCAGAUACAAGCGACACUUGACGUUUUAUUGGGGGCUCAAUUUGAACUGUGAUGGAAAUGGAGAGUUUUAGUGGUUUGCUAUCACCGUUAGUCACCAUUUUGGUGGGGUUGAUCUGAAUAUACUACUGUCACUGAAUAUCGUUUCCAUUAUAGAAUGUUUUUUUUAAUGGUGUUAAAGUUGUAUAUUUAUCGAAUGAUAAAUCAU
Molecule: messenger RNA, 7069 nt
Organism: Phycodurus eques (leafy seadragon)
Lineage: Eukaryota; Metazoa; Chordata; Actinopteri; Syngnathiformes; Syngnathidae
Gene: itga9
Product: integrin, alpha 9
Exons: 28
Coding region: 279-3368 (1029 amino acids)
Biological process (GO): integrin-mediated signaling pathway; cell-matrix adhesion; cell-cell adhesion
Cellular component (GO): integrin complex; external side of plasma membrane
Molecular function (GO): integrin binding
Source: RefSeq, a predicted model, not a curated record